AAAACUUGGUUAAAGCUCUGGUAAUUUAGUACUCCACAGCCAUUUUACACUUGUCGUACUUUGCUGUCCGAAUUUCCAACUUCUUCAUUUAUCUGAAUAAACAUAAUGGCCGAAUCACUAGCAGCAUUCCGUGACCGCAGGUCGAAGGAUCUCCGCCAGCUUGCAGAAGAACAUCUGCAACAUGACCUCAACCAACAAGAUCGCGACAUACUUCAGAAAGCGGGCGGCAAGGUUUCGACGCACACUGGUUUCGCAUCAGCAGUCGGGCUAGGUCUAGGACUCUAUACGGCAUUCCGACUACGAGCUAUGCGCCUUGCAUACUUCAGAGCUUUCCGAGCCAUGGAGAAGCCGGUAGAAGUGCGCUUCGCAGAUGGUCGUACUGAGCCUAUCCCAGACAUCACAGCGAAAAUAUCUGGGCCUUCACGCUGGGGCGAUGCUGCGACCUACUUCCUCUUUUCCGUUGGCGGCCUCUUCCUUGGUGGUGAACUGGGUCUGUUGACGGGUACAGCCAGCGCAGCGAGAACGGUUACCAAGGACCCGGCGAGUAGGGAGAGGAUUGAGAAGGCGUUUAAGAAUUACCGAAUUGAUGUGCUACAGAGAGAGAUUGAGCAGCUGAAGGGCAAGAGUAAAUUCGAGGAGUUCUUUAGUAGUGGGCCGUCUAGUGCGUAGGUCGUCAAGCCUACGGCCUGAGCUGUAGUAUCUGGGAAGCUGCAUUUCACGUACGUGUAUAUAUAGUUUUGUUCAGGCGGCAUACUUGCCCAUCUUUAUGUCUGACAAGCCCUUAGCAGCAUACAACUGACAUAUGACUGCAGCAACCACUAACGUAAUUUUUCCCACUAUCCAAGUGAACCAAACCAUUCAGAAUCAUGGAUGUAUACCCUGUAUGCAUGCGCAUCGAUAUCGAUGCUGCUACGUUUUUGACGUGCAUGCCAUUCUUGUAGCCAUCGCAGCCUCGUCGUUCCAGACUCGCGCACAUGACGUGUCGCGCUAAAAUGGUGGCGCGGCUGUUGCAGAUCGUUGGAUGAGAGACAAGACCCGCGUGGCUCGCAACCUUAAAACAGA
Messenger RNA from Alternaria alternata, 1062 nucleotides. RefSeq lists its product as hypothetical. The record is from RefSeq and is a predicted model, not a curated record. NCBI's taxonomy places the organism in Eukaryota, Fungi, Ascomycota, Dothideomycetes, Pleosporales, Pleosporaceae. Bases 106 to 669 code for a protein of 187 amino acids. The transcript is spliced from 2 exons.